AUGUCGCAAUUAAGCUUGCACGAUCAAGCCGUUUUAAAUUGUGUUUUUAAUCCUAACUUACCUAUUGGUGAGGCUAGUGAAAAGGAUGAACCAAAAGACACUGAAGAAUGUACCUCGGAGGUUUUGGCAACAAAAUCCAUGGAAAUUGAAGCUAUUCAAGUAGCAGAAAAGGGCGAUUUAAACAAAGGCCUCAAUAUAUUGAAUGAGGCAAUUAAAAUUGCUCCUAAAAGGCCUUCACUGUUUAACAACAGAGCAAACGUAUAUCAGUAUAUGAGGCAAUUUGAAGAUGCUUUCGACGAUUUAACAACUGCAAUAGCUUUGUGUACGGAGCACCAUCAAAAAACCCUUUGUCAAGCUCAUUGUCAAAGAGGAGUUCUUCAUAAACGUGCCGACAGGAUUGAAUUGGCAAGGGCUGAUUUUGAAAAGGCAGCAGAAUUGGGUAGCAAAUUUGCUAAAAGUCAGUUAAUCGAAUUAAAUCCCUAUGCAGCCCUUUGCAACCAAAUGCUGAGAAAAGUAAUGGAAAAACUAAAUUAA
This is a messenger RNA of Ceutorhynchus assimilis (cabbage seed weevil), 534 nucleotides long. NCBI's taxonomy places the organism in Eukaryota, Metazoa, Arthropoda, Insecta, Coleoptera, Curculionidae. The record is from the annotation of a GenBank genome assembly.